Spinacia oleracea (spinach) is the source of this 336-nucleotide messenger RNA. RefSeq lists its product as uncharacterized. The coding region runs from base 1 to 336 and encodes 111 amino acids. The record is from RefSeq and is a predicted model, not a curated record. Gene Ontology annotation, molecular function: nucleic acid binding. Gene Ontology annotation, biological process: DNA integration. The transcript has a single exon. NCBI's taxonomy places the organism in Eukaryota, Viridiplantae, Streptophyta, Magnoliopsida, Caryophyllales, Amaranthaceae.
AUGCUUAAGAAAUAUGGAGUACAUCAUCGUGUGGGGUUAUCAUACCACCCACAAACUAGUGGUCAGGUAGAAAUUUCUAACCGGGAAAUCAAAACCAUCUUGGAAAAGACGGUUGCGAGAACAAGGAAAGAUUGGUCUGCGAAAAUUGAUGAUGCACUUUGGGCGUACAAGACUGCUUUUAAAACACCUAUUGGUACGACCCCGUAUAGACUUGUGUAUGGUAAGGCUUGUCAUCUUCCUAUUGAGUUGGAACAUCGUGCGUUUUGGGCUAUCAAAGCUCUUAAUUUUGACUCUCAAGCAGCAGGCGAGAAGAGACUCCUACAACUAAUGAGCUAG